GGGUUUCGACGGGUGCCGGGAGGGGCCAUGUGCCUAUCCUCAUAUAAACGCGAGGCGCUGCUGUGUCUCAUGCUGUACCGGCUUCCCUGGAGACUGCAUCCUCGGACUUCUGCUUUCUUCUUUCGUUCCCCUUCCCAAAGGAGUAGCCUUCCCUUCACCCCACACCUUGGAGUAGUGUGUGAACUUCUUGCCUAAGAACUGGGAAGGCUAACUAGUUUGAAAAUGGAAAACCAAGAACCAGUGGAUUCUUCUCGAAAAACCAAACAGUUUAUUAUUUCAGAGGAGUUAAUUGCAGAAGGAAAAUGGGUCAAGUUUGAAAAAACAACUUACAUGGAUCCUACUGGUAAAACAAGAACUUGGGAAACUGUGAAACGUACAACCAGGAAAGGACAGUCAGCUGAUGGUGUGACAAUUAUCCCAGUGCUGCAAAGAACUCUUCAUUAUGAAUGUAUCGUUCUGGUCAAACAGUUCCGCCCACCCAUGGGAAGCUACUGCCUGGAAUUCCCUGCCGGUCUCAUAGAUGACAACGAAAGCCCAGAAGCAGCUGCUCUGCGAGAGCUGGAGGAAGAAACUGGCUAUAAAGGUGAUGUUGCUGAAUGUUCUCCAGCUAUAUGUAUGGAUCCAGGUUUGUCAAAUUGUACCACACACAUUGUGACAGUAACUAUUAAUGGAGAUGAGGCUGAAAAUGUAAGACCUAAGCCAAAGCCAGGAGAUGGAGAAUUUGUGGAAGUAAUUUCCUUACCAAAGAAUGACCUGAUGAAGAGACUUGAAGCUCUGGUAGCUGAAGAACAUCUGACGGUGGAUGCUAGGGUCUAUUCCUAUGCUCUGGCGCUGAAACAUGCCAACACAAAGCCAUUUGAAGUGCCCUUCCUGAAAUUUUAAGGCUAGAGGAAAGUGUCCAUGUUUUUGUAAAUGAGGCCACAAGGCUGCCUUCACUAAGACUCUGUAUUCAGCUAAGUUUAAUGGAGAUUUGAAAUUACCUUUUUCAUAUAAUAAAAACAACAAAGAAUGCA
Molecule: messenger RNA, 1013 nt
Organism: Miniopterus natalensis
Lineage: Eukaryota; Metazoa; Chordata; Mammalia; Chiroptera; Miniopteridae
Source: RefSeq, a predicted model, not a curated record